AUGUCGAUCUCUCAACCUUCCCUUCGGUUCUCCUCCCACAAAUCCCUAACCUCACGUCUGAUCCUCUCGACGUUGCUCGGUCGGCCUGUCCGCAUCGACCAGAUCCGCCCCAAUUCACCCACCAACCCUGGCCUGGCGCCUCACGAGAUCUCCUUCCUGAGACUUCUCGAAGCAGUGACGAAUGGCUCGCACAUUGAAAUAUCAUAUACAGGCACGGUACUGCUGUACAAGCCGGGAUUGAUCACUGGGUCGGCGCCGGGUAGUGGAGCGGACGGUGUCUCCGGAGUGUUGAGACACGAGAUCCCCGCCACGAAUACACGAGGACUGGCCUACUUUCUGAUCCCCAUGUGUCUACUUGCGCCGUUCAGCAAGGCCAAGUUCAACAUCUUGUUCACUGGCCCCGGUGUGAUCACGAGUUCCACCCCAGACACGUGGGGGGAUAUGAGCGUGGAUUCGGUCAGGACUGCGAUUUUGCCUCUCUACGCCAAGUUUGGCAUCGAGAGGGAUAUCGAGUUGAGGAUCUUAAAACGAUCAAACCCUGGACCUAGGGGUUUGGGUGGAGCGGGCGAGGUACAAUUGGUGUUCGGCCACCAAGUGCGACUACCCAAGACUUUACAUAUGCUCAAUCCAGGAAGGGUGAAGAAGAUCAGAGGCGUGGCUUAUUCAACUGGUGUCAGUGGACAGAACAAUGCAAGAAUGAUCGAGGCAGCGAGGGGUGUGUUGAAUCAGUUCGCUGGGGACAUCUAUAUCUUCUCCGACGUUGGCAGUGCUAGUCUGAUGCCUGCACCGACAAAGGACAACCCAAACGCAAAGAAGAAGGUCGGGCUCGGGUUUGGGCUGUCACUCGUGGCUGAGACUUCAAGUGGAUGUCUAUACUCUGCAGACUCGGCGAGUCCUCCCGAGGGUGGCAGACCGCCGGAGGACAUUGGGCGGAUGUGCGCAUUCCAGCUGCUUGAGAGCAUUGAGAGAGGUGGGUGCGUGAGUCUGGAGGCCCUCGAGACAGUCUUCACCUUGAUGACCAUGGGAUCUGAGGAUGUCGGUAGAAUCCAGGUGGGGCGAGAUGUGAUGGCCAACGAGCACACGAUUCAACUGGCGAGAGAUCUGAAGGCCUUUGGCUCGGCAGGGUGGGGAAUCAGAGAUGUUGAAGGUGAGAAGGGAGAUGGGCAGCUCUUGGUCAGCAUUGUGGGUAGAGGAGUUGGCAAUGUUGGGCGAAAAAUUGGUUAA
Molecule: messenger RNA, 1224 nt
Organism: Fonsecaea multimorphosa CBS 102226
Lineage: Eukaryota; Fungi; Ascomycota; Eurotiomycetes; Chaetothyriales; Herpotrichiellaceae
Exons: 1
Coding region: 1-1224 (407 amino acids)
Biological process (GO): ribosome biogenesis; endonucleolytic cleavage of tricistronic rRNA transcript (SSU-rRNA, 5.8S rRNA, LSU-rRNA)
Cellular component (GO): nucleolus
Molecular function (GO): RNA endonuclease activity
Source: RefSeq, a predicted model, not a curated record